Cebus imitator (Panamanian white-faced capuchin) is the source of this 1655-nucleotide messenger RNA. RefSeq names its product glutamine amidotransferase like class 1 domain containing 3A (gene GATD3). The transcript has 7 exons. Gene Ontology annotation, cellular component: mitochondrion. The record is from RefSeq and is a predicted model, not a curated record. The coding region runs from base 112 to 918 and encodes 268 amino acids. NCBI's taxonomy places the organism in Eukaryota, Metazoa, Chordata, Mammalia, Primates, Cebidae.
CGCCCCGAGGGGUCUGCGCAGGCGCUGUCCCGGCCAGCUGCGCGUUUGUCGGCGGUCAGCUGCACCCUCUGUGUUACCGUGCGACCUUCUGACUCCGCUGGCCUCACCGCAAUGGCGGCUCUGAGGGCCGUGGUGGCCUCGAGGCUCGCUGCGGUAGCUGCAUUCGCAUCGCUGUCCCCCGGCAGUCGGACGCCUUCCCUGUGCGCAGCCCUUCACCGCUCCGCGCCGCGCCCCGGGGCCAGGGUCGCGCUGGUGCUGUCUGGAUGCGGAGUCUUCGAUGGGACCGAGAUCCACGAGGCCUCUGCGAUCCUGGUGCACCUGAGCCGUGGAGGCGCCGAGGUCCAGAUCUUUGCUCCUGACGUCCCUCAGAUGCACGUGAUUGACCACACCAAGGGGCAGCCCUCGGAAGGCGAGAGCAGGAAUGUUUUGACCGAGUCUGCAAGGAUUGCCCGUGGCAAGAUCACAGACCUGGCCAAGCUCAGUGCAGCCAACCAUGAUGCCGCCAUCUUUCCAGGAGGCUUUGGAGCGGCCAAAAACCUGAGCACAUUCGCCGUGGACGGGAAAGAUUGCAAGGUCAAUAAGGACGUGGAGCGUGUUCUGAAGGAGUUCCACCAGGCUGGGAAGCCCAUCGGCUUGUGCUGCAUCGCACCUGUCCUCGCGGCCAAGGUGCUCAGAGGCGUUGAGGUCACCGUGGGCCACGAGCAGGAGGAAGGCGGCAAGUGGCCCUACGCCGGGACCGCGGAGGCCAUCAAGGCCCUGGGUGCCAAGCACUGCGUGAAGGGAGUGGCCGAAGCUCAUGUGGACCAGAAAAACAAGGUGGUCACGACCCCGGCCUUCAUGUGUGAGACAGCACUCCACCACAUCCACGAUGGCAUCGGGGCCAUGGUGAGGAAGGUGCUGGAACUCUCCGGAAAGUGACUCGCAGGACGAGGCCCAGCUUGGCGCCUGGACUCGGCCUCACCCCCGGCCGAGGAGCUGUGUCUGCCUUCCAUCCAGCUGGGGGCUGUCAGCCCCUUUUCUCCUGAAACCUGCAGGCGCGCUCUCUGUAAGGAGGGCGCAGCGCAGUGGACGGGGGCGCUUCACCCUGGCGUGGCUGCGCUGCUCUCACGUUGAGGGGGGCCAGGGGUGAUUCGUUCUCUGCCACGGGGACUCGCCUGUGUCCCCAAAACAAAGCGCAGCCAGCUUUUCUAGAAAUAGAGAAUUCCCUGUCUGAGGUUUUACAGCUCAGGUUACUCAGGGUUUGGAAGGAAGAACGUGUUUAGGUUUGCAAGUCUUCUCAUCAGGAAGCCAGAAGUACCACACUGAUGGGCCGUUAAAGGUCGAUUCUCUAGUCUGGAGUGGCUUUUGAGUUAAUCAGUGUACGUGGUUUCUAAAGCAGGCAAACCCUGCAGCCGCAGCGAAUAAACACCUUCCCUAAAUGGAAACCUCCCACAGCUGCGUUUCAGGCCUGCUGAGACUGCUGUGUGAGGAGGGGCAGUGAGGUUUCUUCAAUGAGUCUCAGUUCUCUUAAUUUGCAGGAAGAAAGGGAAAUUGCAGCUCCUCAGCCCCCGAGAUUGACCUUGGGGAGUGACCGUAGCAUAGGUCCCAGGCCGCGGGGUUCAGGAGUGGCAGAAGCUUGCAGACGUCCAAAGGGAAAUAAAGUGCAUUGCAUUGGA